Molecule: messenger RNA, 1649 nt
Organism: Bicyclus anynana (squinting bush brown)
Lineage: Eukaryota; Metazoa; Arthropoda; Insecta; Lepidoptera; Nymphalidae
Product: protein tramtrack, alpha isoform
Exons: 11
Coding region: 211-1623 (470 amino acids)
Biological process (GO): regulation of transcription by RNA polymerase II
Cellular component (GO): nucleus
Molecular function (GO): protein binding
Source: RefSeq, a predicted model, not a curated record
ACAACAAACAAAACGUUGAAGCGCAAAAAUUAAAGUGGCUGUUGGUAUCAAUUUACUCUUUGUUGAUAUCCUAACUUGCUUUGGAGCAAUGUAUUAUUAAAUACCAUUAAUAUGUGCAGUUAUAUUAUGAAUCUGCAACUGUGAUCUUUUUGCAGUAAAUAUUAGAUUUGUUACCAACCUACCUCAAAUUAGUGGUCUACGCUAACAACAAUGUAUUGCUUAAGUUGGAAUUCUUAUAAAAAUAAUAUUUGUAAUGGAUUUGCUCAGUUACAACAGGAAGAAGAAUUUGUUGACAUGACUCUUGUGGCUGAAGGGCAUUUGGUCAAAGUUCACAAAAAUUUACUGUCAUUGGCAAGUCCUUACAUAAAACAUAUAAUAAAGACAGUGGCAUGUACACAUCCAAUAAUUUUCUUAGCUAAUAUAACACAUAAAGUAUUACAACAGAUUCUGGAAUAUGUAUACACUGGUGAAGUCCAUGUAGAGAUUGAAACACUUAAUGAUUUCAUCAAAGCAGCCAAAGAAUUUCAAUUGCAUGGCAUUUCAUAUGAUAUAUUGCAGGGAACAGAUAGGGCCACAACUUCUGCAGAGGAAUCUUGUUCAACAAUCAUAGGAGAAAGUACUAAGUUAAAGAAGAGGCAACUUAAACGUGAAGCAAGUGGUGAGGUGAUAGAAUCUUUCAGUAAUGUGAAUGCUAUGAGUAUUACAUUAGCAAAUGGUAAUGACAAUAAUCAAGAUCAAAUAGAUUUGAAUAAUGGAAACAGGAAUACUGCCCCUGAAAAAUAUGUCAAUAACAUUGAAAUCUUGGAUAACAGGACAGAAAACUUUGGAAUCAGUGAAGCUAUUAACAGAAACGUAAAUGAUCUUCAGUCAGACUUUGAAAUGACAACGUCAGUGAGUGCAACAAAUAAUCAAAAUAUGCCACUACCAACAAUUUCGAUGAACAGUCAAAGCUCAGAUACUCCAGAAAUAUUAACAAGUGUGAGCAACAUUCAGUUAUUAGAUAGCAUCCUACCAGAGUAUGUACCAUCAGAUGUGGUUAUCCAAAUAAAUAACCCAAACAAUGCUAUAGACACAGAUGUGGCUCCACAGGAACUUGAUAGCGAUCUUGAUAACAUGCAACCUUUAAAACAAGCAGAGAUAGAUGAUCUCAAUAACUUUGAUGACCUCUUGAAAAUGUCUGCCCAACAAAACUCAAGCUUACCCAACAGUAUGGCAGAAGAGGAACAGGAUGUAGAGAUAUGUUAUUCCAAUGAUAGUGUACCAAUUAAGUUUUCUUUAAAUAUUGGUAACAGCUUGCUUCAACAAUACACUGUGUCUUAUAGAGGAGCUGUGCAAAUGAUACUCAACCGCUACCUCUAUAGUAUGCAGUAUAGCACCAACGGUGGUGUCAGACGACGUUGGCGUUGCAUAGACUACAGACUGAAGCGUUGUCGGGCCUAUGUCGAUACAGUCAAUGACAAAAUAACUAACAGAAAGAACUGCCACACCCAUCCUUACCAUGAUGACAGAAUUAGGAAGAAGCUUCGAGCUAAUUUAAUUUUCCAGACAUUAAGUACUGCAAUACUUGAAACAAAAAAACACAACAACUUACAAUAUGAAGUAAAAGAUAUUGAUAGUGACUAGUGAAAUACAAAAUCAUGCAAAAAUCA